AUGGGGGAGCUGCCCAGAGCCUGGAGAAGGGUAGUCGGUGAAGGAGAUUGCUGUAGCCUCGGUGACGGCUGCGGCAGGAGCGGUGGUGGCGGCUUUCUCAACAGAGGCUCCAGCUCAGAUUCGAGCAGCGCCGCAGACAAUAACAGCGCCGGGAGCUGGACCUGGCAGGAUCCCGCAGUGAUGCUUCCUGACUGACUGAUCGUGUUAUAAGUGUGCCUGGAAUCCAAAGGCAGCAUUUCCAGUUGAAGAGUUGUCUUCAUCAUCAUGGAGAGUCAACAGGAUGAAGCUGUUCAAAUCAAGGGAGCAUCAACUUCUAUCGAUGCCCAAGACCAGGGAGCUGAAAAGGGAGCCAAGAAUAAGAUAGCUGAGACAACAGAAGGACCAACAUCAGAGCCACCCUUAUCGGGCCCAGGUAGGCUGAAGAAAACUGCCAUGAAACUCUUUGGUGGCAAGAAAGGAAUCUGUACUCUGCCUAGUUUCUUUGGGGGUGGUCGAAGCAAAGGUUCUGGGAAAGGCAGCUCUAAGAAGGGUCUAAACAAGAGUAAGACCCAUGAUGGUCUGAGUGAAACAUCUCAUGGCCUUGAAGAUGUUGUCAUUGAAGAAACAGAUCUCUCUACACCUUUGUCCAAGUCACCUUCUCAAUUUCCUAGCUCCCAGAGUGCCCAUGGAGCUUUGGAGAUAGGCUCUAGACAUAAGACAUCUGUGACUGAAGCCAUAGAGAAAGCUGGAGUUGAGAAGGUACCCUCUGUGCACAAGCCGAAGAAAAGCCUAAAAAGUUUUUUUAGCAGUAUCCGCCGUCACCGGAAGAGCAAGGUUUCUGGAGCUGACCAAAGUGGACCAGGAGCCAAGGAUCUUGAGGGGGCACGAAUGAGGUCUCAUGAGCAUGUGAGUUCAAUCUCUCUGCCCAGCUCUGAGGAGAUAUUUCAAGAUGCUAGAAAGGAAAAUGCCAAACCCCAGGAUGCCCCUGGACCAAAAAUUUCUCCAGCAAGAGAACAUUUUUCACCAACUAAUGAGAAGACAGCAUGUAAAAAUCCAGAAAAGCUCACAAGGACCUGUGCCUCAGAGCUCAUGCAGCCCAAGCCUGUUCUUGAAGCUAGUAGUCUAGAGGAGCCCCACACUUUAGAAACAGAAGGAAAAGUGGUGACAGGAGAAGUAAACCCACCCAAUGGCCCUGUUGGGGAUCAGCUAAGCCUCUUGUUUGGGGAUGUUACAUCCCUGAAAAGCUUUGACUCACUGACAGGUUGUGGUGACAUUAUAGCAGAACAGGACAUGGACAGCAUGACAGAUAGCAUGGCCUCUGGUGGCCAGAGGGCCAACCGAGAUGGGACCAAGCGAAGUUCCUGCUUGGUGACCUACCAAGGAGGUGGGGAGGAGAUGGCCUUGCCAGAUGACGAUGACAAUGAAGAAGAAGAAGAGGAGGAGGAGGUAGAAUUAGAGGAUGAGGAAGAAGAGGUCAAGGAUGGGGAGGAGGAGGAUGACUUAGAGUAUCUGUGGGCCAAUGCCCAGAUAUACCCAAGAUUUAAUAUGAACCUGGGCUACCAUACUGCUCUAUCUCCUAGCCACCAGGGCUACAUGCUUCUUGACCCAGUUCAGUCUUAUCCUAGCUUAGGCCUUGGAGAAGUUUUGACACCUCAGAGCGACCAGCAAGAGUCUGCCCCCAAUAGUGAUGAAGGUUAUUAUGACUCUACCACACCAGGAUUUGAGGAUGAUUCAGGUGAGGCUCUGGGGCUUGUCCACAGGGAUUGUCUACCCAGAGAUAGCUAUAGUGGCGAUGCUCUAUAUGAGUUCUAUGAGCCAGAUGACAGUCUUGAGCACUCCCCACCUGGGGAUGACUGCCUUUAUGACCUCCGUGGACGCAACUCAGAGAUGUUGGAUCCUUUCUUGAACUUGGAGCCCUUUUCUUCUCGGCCACCCGGGGCAAUGGAAACAGAGGAAGAACGGCUAGUGACCAUCCAGAAGCAGUUGCUGUACUGGGAACUUCGCCGGGAGCAGCGUGAGGCUCAAGAGGCAUGUGCCAGAGAGGCUCAUGCCAGAGAAGCUUAUGCUCGAGACACCCACACUCGGGAAUCUUAUGGCAGAAAUGUCCAAGCCCGAGAAACCCAGUCCCUAGAAGUUCAUUCUCAAGAGGGUCGAGCCCAAGAGACCAAGGUACGGCAGGAGAAGCCUGCCUUGGAAUAUCAGAUGAGGCCAUUAGGCCCCUCAGUGAUGGGUCUGGUGGCAGGGACAUCAGGAGGUCCUCAGACUUCCCACCGGGGAACCACUUCAGCUUUCCCUGCUACUUCCAGCAGUGAACCAGAUUGGCGGGAUUUCCGUCCUCUGGAGAAGCGUUUUGAGGGGACUUGCUCCAAAAAAGAUCAAAGUACUUGUUUAAUGCAGCUCUUCCAGAGUGAUGCCAUGUUUGAGCCAGACAUGAAAGAAGCAAAUUUUGGAGGCUCUCCCAGGAAGGCCUACCCUAGUUACUCACCCCCUGAGGAGCCAGAGGAAGAAGAAGAUGAGAAGGAAGGGAAUGCCACAGUGAGUUUCUCACAGGCCCUGGUAGAGUUUACCAGCAAUGGGAACCUUUUUACCAGCAUGUCCUACAGCUCUGAUUCUGACUCAUCCUUCACUCAAAACCUCCCUGAGCUGCCCCCCAUGGUCACUUUUGACAUUGCUGACGUGGAACGGGAUGGAGAAGGCAAGUGUGAAGAGAAUCCUGAGUUCAACAAUGACGAAGAUCUUACAGCCUCCUUGGAAGCAUUUGAGCUAGGUUAUUACCACAAACAUGCCUUCAACAGCUAUCACAGUCGGUUCUACCAAGGCCUGCCCUGGGGUGUUAGCAGCCUCCCUCGAUACUUAGGACUCCCUGGUGUACACCCUCGCCCUCCACCUGCUGCAAUGGCACUCAAUAGGAGAAGCCGUUCACUUGACAAUGCAGAGACCCUGGAGCUGGAGCUCUCCAGUUCUCAACUAGCCCAGGGUUAUGUGGAGUCUGAUGAGUUACAGGCCCACCAGGAAGAUUCAGAUGAAGAAGGUGAAGAAGAGGAAGGAGAAUGGGGCCGGGACAGUCCCUUGUCUCUCUACACUGAACCUCCAGGGGUCUAUGACUGGCCUCCUUGGGCUCACUGUCCUCUUCCAGUGGGGCCAGGUCUUGCUUGGCUAAGCCCUAGUCAGUUGGAUGAGUCUUUCAAUCAGUCUUUAUAUGUGCAGGCAACCUGUUGUGUACCUCCUGUGGCAAUGUCAGUGUCGGGGCCAGGAAGAGCACCUGGAGACUCUGUGUCUCAGCUAGCUCGACCUUCACACCUACCCCUGCCCAUGGGUCCUUGCUAUAACGUUCAAUCACAGGCCUCCCAGAGUGGGAGAGCCAGGCCUCGGGAUGCACUACUGCCUGUGGAUGAGCCCAGUUGCUCCUCCAUUUCUGGAGCCAACUCUCUGUCUCAAGCCAAGCCUGUAGGCAUCACCCAUGGUAUCCCUCAGCUGCCCAGGGUGCGGCCUGAACCCCUUCAGCUUCAACCCAGUCACUACCGAGCUUCCAACCUUGACCUGUCAAAGGAGAGGGGUGAGCAAGGUGUCUCUCUCUCUACCAGCUAUUCCUCCACUGCCAUGAAUGGAAACCUAGCCAAGUAG
Messenger RNA from Arvicanthis niloticus (Nile rat), 3603 nucleotides. RefSeq names its product APC membrane recruitment protein 1 (gene Amer1). Gene Ontology annotation, molecular function: phosphatidylinositol-4,5-bisphosphate binding; beta-catenin binding. The record is from RefSeq and is a predicted model, not a curated record. Lineage: Eukaryota; Metazoa; Chordata; Mammalia; Rodentia; Muridae. Gene Ontology annotation, biological process: regulation of canonical Wnt signaling pathway. Gene Ontology annotation, cellular component: plasma membrane.